Molecule: messenger RNA, 2289 nt
Organism: Nicotiana tabacum (common tobacco)
Lineage: Eukaryota; Viridiplantae; Streptophyta; Magnoliopsida; Solanales; Solanaceae
Product: pentatricopeptide repeat-containing protein At4g16835, mitochondrial-like
Biological process (GO): RNA modification
Molecular function (GO): RNA binding; protein binding; zinc ion binding
Source: RefSeq, a predicted model, not a curated record
UUUGAAAAUUUUGCUUCCCCCCGCUAUUCAAGGGUAUAGUCUAAUUAUCAAGAAGGUGGGUGGGUGUAGCCAAAUAACUACAGAUCCAACUUCCAAAUCCACCUGCGGCUGUCUCAUAGCUCCUUCCACGCGACCAAAUAUAUAAAGAGCUCAAACACAACCAAGCAUGACAAAUGUACUAUCAACUUCACUUUAGAAGUAAAAUUUGCUCCUUUCCCUUCUUUUCUUUCCUAUCAUGCAAACCCCAUAAUUGUAUCUCUUACAUCUCCUUUUCUCAAAUCCCAGAUGACAAUCCAGACCUACAAAUAUUUCCUUCACUUCCAUCCGAACUGGUAUCCCCCAGUAACGUAAUAACACAAUCAAAAUUUUCAAGAAAUGGCCACUUCCCGUACAAAACCAAACAUUCUGAGCUACCUGAAACUAACGAUGUGGUAUUAUCAAACAAGAAAAUUACCAGUUAUAUUCGAUGUGGGGAUUUAGAUUCCGCGCUUAGAGUUUUCGAGAGCAUGAAGGUUAAGACAGUAAUCACAUGGAAUUCAAUCUUGGCUGGGUUUUCAAGAAAACCUGGGUAUAUUGAAGAAGCUCGCCAACUGUUUGACAAAAUUCCUGAACCGAAUGUUGUGUCGUAUAAUACUAUGUUAGCUUGCUAUAUGAGAAAUUCUGAUAUCCAGGCUUCUAGGAAUUUUUUUGAUCAAAUGCCGGUUAAAGAUGUUGCUUCCUGGAAUACCAUGAUUUCAGGGUUCUCUCAAAAUGGGCUGAUGGCUGAAGCGGAAGAGUUGUUUCGGGCAAUGCCAGUGAGGAAUGAGGUUACGUGGAAUGCUAUGGUAGCUGGGUAUGUUGAGUCUGGGGAACUGGAAUCAGCCUUGGAGUUGUUUAAAGAAGCUCCUGUGAAAGGUGUGAUUGCUAGGACGGCGAUUGUGACGGGGUAUAUGAGAUCAGGAAAUGUUGAAAUGGCGGAGAAGAUGUUUCGAGAGAUGCAGGAGAGGAGUAUGGUAACUUGGAACACCAUGAUUUCGGGUUACAUUGAGAAUGGGAGAGCAGAGGAUGGUAUGAAGCUGUUCAAGAAAAUGAUGGCAUCGGUUGUAAAGGCGAAUGACUCGACUUUGAGUAGUCUCUUACUAGGUUGUAGUAAUUUAUCUGCAUUGAAAUUGGGGAAGCAAGUUCAUCAGCACGUCAUGAAGUCCCCUCUGUACUUGGAUAUGACGGUGGGGACUUCAUUGAUCAGUAUGUAUAGCAAGUGUGGAGUUUUGGAGGAUGCAUGGAAAUUGUUUCUUGAGAUGCCAAGAAAGGAUGUUGUCACUUGGAAUGCAAUGAUUUCAGGGUAUGCUCAACACGGGGAAAGCAAGAAGGCCCUUCGCUUGUUCGAUGAGAUGAGGAGUAAAGGAAUAAAACCAGAUUGGAUAACCUUUGUUGGAGUUCUAUCAGCCUGUAACCAUGCAGGUUUUGUCAAUCAUGGUAUUCAGUAUUUUGAGCAAAUGCAGAAUAAUUACAGAAUUAAGCCAAAACCAGACCAUUAUACUUGUAUGGUUGACCUCCUUGGACGAGCUGGCAAGCUAAAUGAGGCUGUGGAUUUGAUAACAAAAAUGCAUUUCAAACCCCAUAUAUCAUUAUUUGGAGCACUUUUGGGUGCUUGUAGGAUCCACAGAAACUUAGAAGUGGCAGAAUUUGCUGCCAAAAACUUGCUUCGCCUUGAACCUACCAAUGCAGCAGGAUAUGUUCAACUUGCUAAUGUUUAUGCAGCCAAGAACCAUUGGGAAGGUGUUUCUAUAGUUAGAAAGUCAAUGAAAGAGAACAAAGUUAUAAAAACACCGGGAUAUAGUUGGAUGGAGGUUGGAAGAGUGAUCCAUGAGUUCAGAUCAGGGGAUAGACUUCAUCCAGAUUUGGAAAGCAUACACAUGAAACUAAAAGAUCUUGAGAAGAAAAUGAAGGUGGCGGGUUAUGUGCCUGAUCUUGACUCUUCAUUACAUGAUGUAGCGGAGGAACAGAAAGCGCAGCUACUUCUAUGGCACAGUGAGAAAUUAGCAAUUGCCUUUGGUUUAAUAAAACUGCCACCAGGAAUGCCAAUUAGGAUAUUCAAGAACCUAAGAGUUUGUGGAGACUGCCACCAAGCCACUAAAGUUAUAUCAGCAAUAGAAAAUAGGGAAAUCAUUGUCAGAGAUACAACUAGGUUUCACCAUUUCAAAAAUGGAGUUUGUUCUUGUGGCGAUUACUGGUAAACUAGAGAGAGAACAAUUUUAAUAGCAAAAGUUUCAUUCUUUAUUCGAUAAAAGGAAAAAUGUGUUUUUUCAA